Messenger RNA from Pomacea canaliculata, 700 nucleotides. RefSeq lists its product as uncharacterized. The record is from RefSeq and is a predicted model, not a curated record. NCBI's taxonomy places the organism in Eukaryota, Metazoa, Mollusca, Gastropoda, Architaenioglossa, Ampullariidae. The transcript has 4 exons. The coding region runs from base 131 to 577 and encodes 148 amino acids.
UAAAAGGGUCCAUAGUCUAACCCCUGUAUCAAAGGUGAAGCUAUAUAACAGGAUCGCUGCCAAUAUUUGGACAUUCCAAACACUGGUUUAUCUGCUGUGCUCUGCAGAAAGAAUACAUCUCCAUCUCACCAUGAAGUGCCUCCUGGUCUUCGCUCUUCUUUGUGCUGUUUCCUAUGGUCUGAUGAUGGGAGGCAUGCACGGGGUCACGGGAGUCACGGGAGUCACAAGCAGCAUGGGAGGCAUGGGCGGCAUGGGCGGCAUGGGAGGCAUGGGAUGCAUGGGAGGCAUGGGAUGUAUGUCAAACAUGGGCAUUGAACGUCUGGUGCGAGAUCAGGUGAGAGCCAUGCUCGUUGAAGACCCCUCACUCACAGAAGCCGAGUGUGAAGCCAGGUGUGACGCCCUCUUUCUGCUGGACGGUGUUCCAGAUGAUGAGGCACUGACUGACACAGCCUGCGCCACUGAGUGUCGGACGUACGUCCACAGUGUCCACGUGAUGACUGUACACACCACAAAGGCCACUGAGGCCACAGAAACGACUGCGGAACCAGAACUUACUGAGCCUACAGAGGCUCUCUAGAGUCCAGAGAGAGCCUGUAAACAUCAAGGUUUCUGAUCGGCCAAAAAAGAUUUCAAUAGCUUCAAUAAACUAAACGUAUUCUGCUUACUUGACAAUGAUUUAAUUAAAGAUGACACAUUAUUU